Eremothecium sinecaudum is the source of this 384-nucleotide messenger RNA. RefSeq names its product 60S ribosomal protein eL34 (gene RPL34A). The transcript has 2 exons. Gene Ontology annotation, cellular component: ribosome. Lineage: Eukaryota; Fungi; Ascomycota; Saccharomycetes; Saccharomycetales; Saccharomycetaceae. Gene Ontology annotation, biological process: translation. Gene Ontology annotation, molecular function: structural constituent of ribosome. The record is from RefSeq and is a predicted model, not a curated record. Bases 1 to 384 code for a protein of 127 amino acids.
AUGGCCCAACGUGUUACUUUCAGAAGAAGAAAUCCAUACAACACCAAGUCCAACAAGAUCAAGGUUGUUAAGACCCCUGGUGGUGUCUUGCGUGCUCAGCACGUCAAGAAGUUGGCUUCCAGACCAAAGUGUGGUGACUGUGGUAUCGCUUUGCCAGGUAUCUCCACUUUGAGACCAAGACAAUACGCUUCUAUCUCCAAGACCCACAAGACUGUUUCCAGAGCUUACGGUGGUUCCAGAUGUGCUAACUGUGUUAAGGAAAGAGUUAUCAGAGCUUUCUUGAUUGAAGAACAAAAGAUUGUUAAGAAGGUCGUUAAGGAACAAGCUGAAGCUGCCAAGAAGGCUGAAAAGAAGCAAACCAAGAAGAAGGGUAAGAAGAACUAA